Amphibalanus amphitrite is the source of this 2920-nucleotide messenger RNA. Its product is annotated as aprataxin and PNK-like factor. Gene Ontology annotation, cellular component: nucleus; site of double-strand break. The transcript has 7 exons. Gene Ontology annotation, molecular function: DNA-(apurinic or apyrimidinic site) endonuclease activity; 3'-5' exonuclease activity; protein binding. Gene Ontology annotation, biological process: double-strand break repair. The record is from RefSeq and is a predicted model, not a curated record. Bases 132 to 1985 code for a protein of 617 amino acids. NCBI's taxonomy places the organism in Eukaryota, Metazoa, Arthropoda, Thecostraca, Balanomorpha, Balanidae.
CAAAACACACCAAAAAACACACGAGUCUGAGCACGUAGGAGGUGUUAUUAUAUAUCUACCUUGCACGUAGGUAGUCGUGUGAAGAUUUUAUGUUGAUCCUGUAUGAUAGAUAAAAGUACACUGGUACAGUCAUGUCACGGGAAGAGCUAAAAACACGAAUAGAUCCUUACCUGAAGAGGAUCGAUGCCGACGGAGAAGAUAUCGGCAUCCCGCCGGGAGUGACGUGUUUUGGAAGAGGUCCGUUUCUAAAGUGCAAGGACAAGAAGGUGUCGAGAAAUCAUGGCCUGCUGGAGCUCGCCUCUGAUGGACAAAUUUACAUCACAACUAUACAUUCUAUCUUAUAUGUGAGGCCUGCUGGCAAGAGUGAGGUUAAACAUCUGGCAAAGGACGAGAAGCAGCUCCUCCUUGAUGGGGAUGAGUUUCGUCUUCUACCAGAAACCUUCUGCUACAAACUCUGUGUUCCAAACACACCUGGCACUGCAGAAGACAAACAUCCACCCACUACAGUUGGUGACACCAAGACAGAAAUAACCAGUCCUAAUGAAGGGGGAAGAGGACUCACUGAAGAUGACCAGCCUAGUGACAGUCUCCAAGGGAUCUCUCAGACUAAGAACACUGCCAGUACCAGUGGUGCCAACAAGGAGGAAGCUGGUCCAGCUCCUGAAACUGUCCUGGCUGAAGAAAACAGAGUGGGUGUUACUUCUGACAAGACCACCACAGACACAGGAGCUGAUAAUGUCACUGCUGAAGACGAUUCCUUGCCACCAAGGGUGGCCCCAGGGCCUUCUGAGACCUCUGUCCUGCCACAUGGUGCUCAGGCAGAUGAGUUGACAAGACCCAGUCACAGUGCAAGGAACCAGGGAGAAGGGGCAUCUAAGGCGGCAGCUUCAUCAAGGGCUACAACAGACCAUGCUGCUGGAGCACUGAGCAAUGGUGUUGGAAAGGUGCCAGUCAUAAACGGCUCUACCCGAAAACGGAAGCUGCCGGCCUUCCUUCUGGACCUGGAUGUGGACUCUGCCGUGUGUGCCGCCGGCCCCUCCGCUGACACUCUGAAGAAGCGCGGCCGCCCGCGGCCGGGGGGCGCUCGAGGAGGGUCCUCGGUCGGCCGGGGACAGCAGAGGGCGUCCCCGGGCACCAGCGGCACCCCACGGGGCCGGGGCCGCGGCCGACAGCGCCCCUCGGAGAGGCAGCAGCUCUCACAGCAGUCGGACGACGAGCUGGCGCCGCCGACUCCGCCGUCCGCGCCGCCGCCGCCGCAGAGCACGGACGCUGCAGCGGAGACUGCAGCGUCUACUGAGGAUCCAUCGGUGACGAAAUCUCCCGCCUCCAAGGCCUCACCGCCGCAGGAGUCCUCUCCAACCAUAGACGUCGGGUCUCCGUCUGAUGAACAGGUCACGGCCGCCGCUAGCGCUUCCACCGGGCCGGCACCAAGCUCUAGUUCGCCACUCACUCGGAAGGUGGCAGCACAGGACAACUCGCUCAGGGGACACGCAGUGUCUGAUGAUAGCGGUGACGAAGAUGACCCCGCUGCGGCGAGCUCCAGCCAGCGAGAAUGCUGCGCCUAUGGGGCCAAUUGCUUCAGGACGAACCCGGUUCACCGGCGGGACUUCUCCCACCCGGGAGACGCCGACUACCAGGCUCCGCCGCCGCCGCCGCCGGCCGGGCAGCCGCUGCCCGAGUGCGAGUUCGGCGUCAACUGCUACCGACGUAACCCGCUGCAUCGUCAACAGUUCGCGCACACGUCCCGGCCCAACCCGCGCCGAGAGGCGAAACGGAAAGCGCGUCAGAAGGCCAAAAAGGCCGCCGCCGGUGACACCCCCGACUCUUACGACCUGGAUGACUCGUUCAUCAACGACUCUGAGUCGGACGAUUAUGCCCCGGAUGACUCGGGCUCGGACUGGUCGGCCGAUAAGGGGUCGGGGUCGGAUGACGACGACCGCCGCCGGCGGGACCGGGAGGCCAGGAGACUCACCGGCGGACGAUAGCAGGGUGGCGCUGGCUGAUCGGCACAAAUACACGCACACAGGUAUCGAGGCGACUCGCGGCGCACGUCAGCUCUGAUGGGCGGAUCGUCUGAAACGUCGAGAGCGCGGCUGGAUGGAAGCAAAGGUGCUGAGAUGAUCACGAUCGGUCUCUCCAUGAAUGCUGGGGAAUGCGAGACGACUUGCCAUGCUGUCAGCAGGCUGCUCCAGAUGCUUGUCGCCUCAGAAAACAGGUGUGUUGAAGCUGCAAUUACGCUCACUGUUGCUCAGACAUGCCUCGACACAAACAACGCCUUGAAGAACCCUGGCUGAUGCUGCCACCGCUAAUGAUUCUGCCGGUAGUCGCAAUCUUCCGCCAGUAACCGCAGUGUGCUGCUCCAGCCGUCGCGGCCCAGAGCAGGGCCUGCCUCAACAGGCGUUUUUCUCGGAGUGACGAUGUCGUUAUGUGACGCAGAAGAUGCCGUCGCCGUUGUGUGCGAUCUGGGCUCAGGUGAUGUCGGGUCAUGAUUUGGACGGGUCAGCUCUCUGGAGAGUUACUCGUACUUUUCGCCACCGUCCAAACCGUCUGCGAAAGGAGAAACAUGGGUCAGUACCUGCUGGUUGUGAGCGUGAUUUUAGCCCGGCCUUUCGGGUGUUUUUUAAUUGUCGCGUGGUUGUAAGUCAGCUGAUAGUACGACACGUCUCGGGUAAUGAGUUCAAGCAUGUAGAACGCUUCUGUGAUAAUCUGUGCACUGAUCUUUGGUCAACACUUGCGCUUUAUGUAUGCCAUGCAUGUCGAAUUGUCGAGUCAUAAUCCGAGCUGCCUAGAUUUGCUGUGCUGUGAGCACUGUUUUGAUGACUGAGCCAACGAUGUUCAUGUUUGUUAUGUCACGACUCAUUGUGUGUUUAUCAAAUACAUGAGGCAAAGCCACAGUUUGACAGCUGCUGGCAAGUUUGAA